This is a messenger RNA of Rhododendron vialii, 2073 nucleotides long. RefSeq names its product chloroplast envelope membrane protein. The record is from RefSeq and is a predicted model, not a curated record. Gene Ontology annotation, cellular component: membrane. The transcript has 7 exons. Bases 449 to 1741 code for a protein of 430 amino acids. Lineage: Eukaryota; Viridiplantae; Streptophyta; Magnoliopsida; Ericales; Ericaceae.
GUGAUUCAGUUUGAAGUCUUCUUUUAUCCAAUAGUAAUAAAGAACUCGAUGGAAACCGUUAUCCUCUCCCGCUAACGAUUAACGAAACAGCAGAUAGACACAGACAGAGACUGGCAGACGUUUCAGAUAAACCAAACAGCAAUCUUCCAACCCCAAGCAAGUGAGAUCACUUCCUUCUCUCUCUCUGGUCCUGUUCCAAGGGUUUUUGAGUUUCGCUGCGAUAGGGUUUAGGGUUUUGUUGCUCUUUUUGGGCUUUCUUAUGAGGAACAUCUUCAAUUUUGUGGACAAUAAUGCUGAUAUUUGUUUAGAAAAGGAUAAAACAUUUGUGGGUCUUAAAAGGGUUCCGAUUUUUUCGGGUGGUGUUGCUAUGUGAAACCAAUUGAGCAGAUUUUGGACUGCUUUAUGUGUUUACGAGGCUGAAAAAUGUUGGCUUCUCUGCACCUUCUUAAUGAGCAAUUCAACUUUCCUGUCCAAAAUCUUGAUGUUUUCGAAUCAAAGUAUGUCUCGUGAGUCCUUGAAUCGUCACAAAUCCUUGUAUAUUGUUGUUCAACGGAGCAGUGGAAGGACGCGGAUAUGCGGUCUCACUCCCCAUGCGAAGAAGAACAGCCAUUCAGGGAACAAAAGUUGGUGGCGGAAGUUUUUUUUCCAGGAUGGCGGGAAUUGGCUUGGCAAGGAGGAUGAGGAUAUGGUUGAGGGGGAGGCGUUUUAUAGCUCAAGCGAAGAUGAGUUGUCUGAAGGAGAAAAAUUCGAAGAAUGGAAGAGGAGGGCUGAGGCAAUUAUGGAGUUGAGGGAAGCACAGGAAGAUAUGCGAAAUGAAGAGAAUCGUAGUUGGGAAGAUUGGGUAGUGGACGAGACAAAUGAUGCUAGUAGUAGUAGUUCAUCGUGGGAUGGAGGAGAUUGGAACGAUAGGCACGAGAAAUGGAGAGAAGAUGUAAGGGCGGAUCCUAGUCAGAUGAUUCCUCGGAGAGGUUUGGUUGAGUAUGUAAGAGAUUUUGUGGAGGGGAGUGAAGAUGAGGACAUGCUAUACGAGGAUCGUGUGUUUCGAUAUGCUUCGAUUAAUUCAGCAAAAUUUUUGGCAGUAUUGGUAAUCAUACCGUUGACAUUGGAUUUUUUGGUUCAUGACUUUGUUCUCAUGCCUUUUUUGGAAAGGUAUGUAAAGACUGUACCACUUGCAGCAGAGAUGCUUGACCUGACAAGACAUCAAAAGCUGGAAUUGGUUAAGGAAAUAAAACUAGAAAAAGCAAGAUACCGGCUUGAGGUAGAAAUUGGCAAAUCUCCUCCUCUUUCUGAUGAGGAGGUUUGGUUGGAGUUACGACAUAAAGCGUUAGAGUUGCGAGAUGAACGAAGGUUAGCAAAUCGUAGUGCAUUUGCUAAUAUAUUGUCAGACAUGGUAUUUGGGAUCUCGUUCUUCAUUCUUUUAUACACCAACAAAAGUAAAGUAGCUUUGCUAAAAUUCACAGGCUAUAAAAUAAUUAACAAUACAACAGAUGCUGGGAAGGCAAUUGUUCUCAUCUGUCUCGCUGAUAUGUGGCUGGGAAGCCAUUCUGAAGUUGGUUGGCAUGCUUUGACAGAGAUAGCCCUUGAGCAUUAUGGCCUUGAGGUUGAUGAGGCUGCUAUAACCAUAUACAUCUGCACUGUUCCAGUUUUCCUUGAUUGUUGUGCGAAGCUUUGGUUGUUCAAUAACCUUCCACGGUUGUCCCCAAAGGUGGAAAGAAUCAUCCAGGAUAUGAAGUGGAACUAGUCGAUUUCUUUGCCGGAUUUUCUUGUCAUCUAAAGUAGCAGACAAGGUAUUACAUUCAUCAAUGUUACGGUUUCCAUAUAGAGGAUUGUCUUGAUUUUUAGCAGGAUCGGAUAGGUAUCAGGCUUUUGAGGCGGCUGAAAUGGAGCUUCUUAUUCUUUGUGUAUAGCUUGUCAUUUUUUGCCCAUAUUAAAAUGAAUAAUCGUAGAAGCAUUAUUGGAUAAUACAUUUUCGAGAUCUCAUGAUCGCCCAAAUUUCUGAGAGCGUACAUCAAUCGAAAAUUUUCAGGUUACUAUUGUUUUUGGCAAUGAUUAAUUCAGACAUCAGUUGAAGCU